Saccostrea echinata is the source of this 1496-nucleotide messenger RNA. RefSeq names its product laminin subunit beta-1-like. Gene Ontology annotation, biological process: cell migration; basement membrane assembly; substrate adhesion-dependent cell spreading. The record is from RefSeq and is a predicted model, not a curated record. The transcript is spliced from 7 exons. NCBI's taxonomy places the organism in Eukaryota, Metazoa, Mollusca, Bivalvia, Ostreida, Ostreidae. Bases 48 to 1496 code for a protein of 482 amino acids. Gene Ontology annotation, cellular component: laminin trimer.
UUCAGAUUUAUGGGAAUUUUAACAUAGUUUUGAACUAAUCUGUGAACAUGGAUUUAAAUACACUGUACAAAGUUUUUCUUUUCAUAUCUUUGAUAAAAGGAUCUCAGUCCCAGAGGCAGCCUAGGUGUGAAACAGGCAGCUGUUACCCUGAGAUGGGUGAACUCCUCAUAGGACGGGAGGCUAACCUGACCGCCUCCUCUACGUGUGGUCUGAGGGGGCCAAAGAAUUUCUGUAUUGUCAGUCACUUGGAGGAGGACACAACGUGUUUCACAUGUGACUCUCGCCAGCCUUGGUCAGAGUACAAUAGAAACAGCCACCGCAUUGGUAACAUUGUAUCGUCACCCAGCGACAGGUUGCUGCGAUGGUGGCAGGCAGAAAAUGGCAAGCAACAGGUGUACAUUCAGUUAGAUUUAGAGGCAGAAUUUCAUUUAACUCAUCUUAUCAUGACUUUUAAGACCUCCAGACCAAAAGCUCUAUUGAUUGAGCGGUCAUAUGACUUCGGCCAAACAUGGAAGGUUUAUCGAUAUUUUGCCCAGCGAUGUAACGAAUCGUGGCCAGGUGUGAGCAGAUGGCCACCCACAGAUUUGUCGGAAGUGGUCUGUGAUGAUCGAUACUCAGAUGAGCUACCAUCUACAGAGGGAGAGGUGAUCUUCCGUGUUCUUCCUCCAUUUAUCCGGAUAAAUGAUCCGUAUGAGGAAAAGGUUCAAAACUUACUGAAGCUGACCAACCUUAGAGUGAACUUAACAGAACUCCAUGGAUUUGGUAGGCGUAAUACUGCAGCUGACAGCAGACAAGAAAUAAAGGACAAGUACUACUACGCAAUGUACCAUAUGUCCGUCAGGGGCAGCUGUAGUUGUUACGGCCACGCCUCCAGAUGUGAACCGGUAGCGGGCUACAACAUCACACCUGACAUGGUUCAUGGUCAGUGUGUCUGUACACACAACACCAAGGGGCGUAACUGUGAACAGUGUUCAGACUUUGAUAAUGAUCUUCCUUGGAGACCUGCAAGGAGAAACUCUCCUAAUGCCUGUAAAAAAUGUAAUUGUAAUGGUCACUCGGACAAGUGUAUGUUUGACCCGGCUGUGUAUAUAUACAAUGGGAUCAGUGGAGGGGUGUGUCUGGACUGUCAACAUAACACCAUGGGCAUAAAUUGUCAGCAGUGUAAAGACAUGUUCUACCCGGACCCUUUCCAAGACAUCCGCAGUUCUAACAUUUGUAAACCACCUGGUCGAAGCCCAGGUGGUGUCUUACAAUCCACUGUUAUCUGUAAUGGUUCUUCCUGGACUUACAUAGGAUUGAGAGAAAUUCGGAGACUUAUUCCAGCUUUUAGAAGCAAAAACACUGUGAAUGUUGAUUUCACAAAUUCAGAACUCGGCAGCAGUUCUUAUUCUAUGGUGGAUGAGAUGAAAGGAGACAUGUUUCCAAUUCGUUAUAUCUUUUUGGAUUUGCACAUGGUAAUUUUAGUUUUAUGUGAGCGGUGCAAAAAUCUGGUGUAG